AUGAAUAAUUCAUCUAUUUGUGUAUCAUCAUUUUUUGAGUGUGAUUUAGAACAAGGUUUAAUAUUAAAAGAGAAAUUACAUAAAAGUUUCAUUGGUUAUAUUAUUAAUGGUCAUCAUAAAGAAAUAGAUAAAAUUUGUGAAUUAGUUAUUCAAUGUCAAUCAAGCUUAUUACUAGAAAAUUUUACUAAGAACAUAAAUGAUAAAGAUACAGCCAAUAAUAAUGAACUCAAUCAAGGUUUUAUUAUUCAUCAGUGGUCAUUAGAAAAGUUAAAAGAAGUUUUAUCAACUCCAGAAGCAUUAUUAGUUUGUAUUGCUGAUAUUGAGAAUAAUAAAUUAGCAGGUUAUUUAUUAUUCGCAUCACUAAAAUACUUAUAUGAAGAUAUAAGUUCUCAAUUGGGUGAACUUAUUUUAGAUAAUAAUGUUAUUACAGAACAACAAUGGAAACAACAUGUUUCAACUAUUGGUGUUCAUUAUAUAAAACAAAUAGGUGUUGAUAAAGAUUAUCAUCGUCAAGGUGUAGGAACACAUUUAAUUAUACUUUCUCAAAAACAAAGCAGUCAAGGAUUAUGUGCUCUUGUCUUGUUAUCACCUUAUUAUAAUAGUGCAUCAGCAAAUUGCUUAGAAAAAAAUCAAUUUCAACCUAUUGGUAUUUGGAAAAAAAACACUCCGGAAGAAUCUGUUCCAUUUAAAGCAAAACUUUUUAUCUGGCCUUUUACUAAAUCGAUUAUUUAA
Molecule: messenger RNA, 732 nt
Organism: Adineta steineri
Lineage: Eukaryota; Metazoa; Rotifera; Eurotatoria; Adinetida; Adinetidae
Source: the annotation of a GenBank genome assembly